Molecule: messenger RNA, 714 nt
Organism: Effrenium voratum
Lineage: Eukaryota; Dinophyceae; Suessiales; Symbiodiniaceae
Source: the annotation of a GenBank genome assembly
AUGUCCGCUGAGGCCCUGCGGGAGUACAACAACUGCCUGCAGGUCUUCUCGUUCCUCGUGAAGUGGGAAAACAACCCACGCAUCCAGGAGAUGCUGCGAAAUCGCAUGGAGGAGAUCCUCGGUAGGGCAGAAGCCGUCAAGGAGAUGACGAAGAAUGGCAAGGCGCCCACCAGCCCACCCAGUGGCGGCGGCUACGGGGGUGCAGCUACACAGGCACCGCCCGCUACAGGCACUGCUGAGGACGCUGAGGACAAAGAGAAGGAGAAAAUGAAGAAAGGCUUGGAGGGCGCCAUCAUGACGACCAAGCCCAACAUCAAGUGGGACGAUGUGGCUGGCUUGGAGGCCGCCAAGGGUGCUCUGCAGGAGACUGUGAUUCUUCCAACCAGGUUUCCACAGCUCUUCACCGGAAAGCGUGUGCCCUGGCAUGGCAUCCUGCUCUAUGGCCCUCCUGGAACGGGGAAGUCCUACCUGGCAAAGGCCUGUGCCACCGAGGCCGACGCCACCUUCUUUAGCAUCUCAUCCUCGGACCUUGUCUCCAAGUGGAUGGGCGAGAGCGAGAAACUCGUCAGAAGCUUGUUCGAGAUGGCCCGGGAAGCCAAGCCCGCGAUCAUCUUUGUGGAUGAGAUCGACUCCCUCUGCGGUGCCCGCGGCGAGUCGGGCGAGUCCGACGCCGCCCGGCGGAUCAAGACGGAGUUCCUAGCGCAGAUGGAUGGC